Molecule: messenger RNA, 909 nt
Organism: Vollenhovia emeryi
Lineage: Eukaryota; Metazoa; Arthropoda; Insecta; Hymenoptera; Formicidae
Gene: Samtor
Product: probable methyltransferase BTM2 homolog
Exons: 1
Coding region: 1-909 (302 amino acids)
Biological process (GO): negative regulation of TORC1 signaling
Molecular function (GO): S-adenosylmethionine-dependent methyltransferase activity
Source: RefSeq, a predicted model, not a curated record
AUGCAUAAAUUGGCUGUCGAGUGCUGGGCGGACAACAACUCGGAUCUGAAAAACGGAACAUACUGCAGAAUGGAGUGGAUAAAGACCCAGUGCAAGGAGUACUUUCUUAACGGCGGCAGAGAGAAAUAUGAUAAGAGAGAGCGGGACAUAAACGCUAAAAUGACUCUCUCCUCGACGAGUCCGAGCGUCGAGGGUCGAACGCGCGAGAGCGACCCGGGCUGUGCGGAAGAUCGAUUGCAAGAUCUGUCUGAACGGAGAAUAUCGGUGCUGGACGUAGGCAGCUGCUACAAUCCUCUAGGUGUCGACGUUGCGUUCGACGUCACCGCGAUAGAUCUCACUCCCACGGCGGAGGGGAUCUAUCGGUGCGACUUUUUGAACGUCGCGAUCGGCAGGGAGAAGAUUCUCUCGCAAGACACACGGGACGUUCGUCAGUUGCCCGCGGAUUUCUUCGACUCCGUGGUGUUCUCCCUGUUACUGGAGUACCUGCCGUGUCCGGAACAGAGAUACGUGUGCUGCAGAAACGCGUACGACGUGCUGAAAAGCGGCGGCAUACUGAUUAUCGUGAGCCCGGACUCGAAGCACGUCGGCGCGAACGCGAAACUGAUGAGGUCCUGGAGGUACACGCUCAGCCGGAUGGGAUUCAUGCGAAUCAAGUACGAGAAACUGCGCCAUAUUCACUGCCUGGUGUUCAGGAAGUGCGUGCGCAAAGACGUGGCGAUCCGGUGGUCCGAGCUGCAGCAUUUCUCCGAGGCCGACGGCGAACGCGUGUCCGAGACGAAGAUUUUUAUCCCGCAGGAUUUCCAGACCUCCCCGUUCCCCGAGGGAGAACGAGACAAGUUGGAAUACGAGGAAACUGAUUUAGCGAGCGCUUUCUCUGAAUUACCGUUCGAUAACGAAGCGCCAGCGUGA